Molecule: messenger RNA, 1226 nt
Organism: Aspergillus wentii DTO 134E9
Lineage: Eukaryota; Fungi; Ascomycota; Eurotiomycetes; Eurotiales; Aspergillaceae
Exons: 3
Coding region: 44-985 (313 amino acids)
Biological process (GO): transmembrane transport
Cellular component (GO): fungal-type vacuole membrane; plasma membrane
Molecular function (GO): transmembrane transporter activity
Source: RefSeq, a predicted model, not a curated record
UGUCAUUGUUGGAAUUAUAAUUGUCUCCCUCACGAGCUGGACGAUGGCUACCUUUGGUAUGCGUAUUUUCCAGCUGUAUGAAAGAGUUGCCUGGUUACCGCAGCUGCUGACCUUUUGUGUGUUGAUUGGAUCGGCUGCUUCUCGGUUUGAUUUUGAUGCUGUGUCGGUAGGGUCCCCGGAGCGAGUCAAUGCCAAACAUCUGUCAUUUUUCUCGCUCUGUUUGUCAAUCCCAGUGGCAUGGAUUCCCCUUUCAGCAGACUACUAUGUCUAUUACCAGCCGACCACCAAGCGUAGCCUGACGUGGUCGAUGACCUCGAUCGGGGCGUACCUAGGCAUGGCCAUCACAGUUCUCAUGGGCGUUGGCCUUGGAACAGGAGUGACGCACACUUCAGAGUGGAAAGCGAUAUAUGACGGCACGCCGGGAAGUCUGCUGAUGGCAGGAUAUGACAGUGUUGGAGUACUUGGCAAAAUUUGUGCUGUGAUUAACGUACUUGGGGUAGUUGCCUGCAAUGCUCCUGGAUCGUAUUCGAUGGCCAUGAACUUUCAGAUGCUGGGUGAUUAUUGGUUGAAAAUCCCCCGUCCAUUCUUUACUAUUCUCACCACUGUCAUUUAUGCGGCUUGCGCGAUUGGAGGUCGUGAUUCUUUGUAUGAAAUUUUUCAGAAUUUUCUGCCACUCAUUGGUUAUUGGAUUAUCAUCUGGUUCACAAUUGUUGCUGAAGAGGAUAUCCUGUUCAACCGCAACAAAAGUUAUGACUGGUCUAUAUGGAACAAUUGGAGGAAGCUACCCCUUGGAGUGGCCGCUGGCAUAUCGUUUCUGGUCGGUUGGGCUGGAGCCAUUGUCGGAAUGGACCAAGUAUAUUAUACCGGCCCCAUUGCACUCACUAUUGCCGGCGGAGCUGACCUGGGACUAUGGCUGGGUGCAGGAUUCACAGCUCUUGCUUUCCCGCCUUUGAGGAUGUUAGAACUCUGGAUGGUUGGCCGCUAAGCCCGUCAAUUAAGGAAGGCCAUCGAAGAUCGUCAGUCUUGGACAAAGUAAACCGUACUGCGAUGUCCGGGAUGAACAAGAGGCAGUAAGGAGGAAUUUGGCUGAUCGGACGAUGAGAUAACGGCCGUGAUGAUAUAGAGCGCACAUCGUACAUAGCACUUGUUGCAGGUUGAUCUGAACGCCAGUGUUUGUAAAGCAGUGAAUGAGAUUGUACCCAUGUGGUUGAGAGACCUUUAGUAAA